Pocillopora meandrina is the source of this 518-nucleotide messenger RNA. The record is from the annotation of a GenBank genome assembly. Lineage: Eukaryota; Metazoa; Cnidaria; Anthozoa; Scleractinia; Pocilloporidae.
AUGGAUCGCAGUGGUGACAGUAUCAAAGUGGUAUCUUUUGUGCGUUGCUAUCAUGCUUAUAUGGACAUAUGGGAACCUGAGUUUGGUGAGAAAAGACAACUUAAGCGUGAACCAAACAACAUCGAAGAUGUGCUGUGGCUGUAGUGCGAGAGAAAGCUGGUAUCGCAGGAAAUGCAGACCACACAGAGCGCAAGAUUGAUGUUCAUCCAAACCAAGCGACAGCUAAUGAUGAAGUUACUGAAAAUGUACCGAGAUUAAGGGCGUGUGCGGUGACAAAAUCUUUGAAGCGAGGAGCAAACUCUGGGCAUUUAGAAGUGAUUGGAAAAAAAGUUAACAGAGGGACAGGAUAUGGUUUCGAGAUACCUUGUGUCUAUCAAUUUACUGGCGACAGGAGUUCGUGCAAAUGGCUAAAGCAAAGACUGAAAAUUGCGGCAAUGAAGUCCAAUUUUGAUAUGACAUGUGCCAGAGCGCAUUUUCUUUUAAUUUCCCGAUUAUGUACCACAGUAAUCCAAAUGUAA